Misgurnus anguillicaudatus (oriental weatherfish) is the source of this 14556-nucleotide messenger RNA. NCBI's taxonomy places the organism in Eukaryota, Metazoa, Chordata, Actinopteri, Cypriniformes, Cobitidae. The record is from RefSeq and is a predicted model, not a curated record.
UUAACUUUGCACUCAGGGCAGGUGGCAGCAGUUGUCAUGGAGAUAACUGCGGGCCCGGCGUCUGCUCGUGGGGUUGUUUCCAUGGAGAUCCCGGCCCGGGGUGCGCUCGCAGCGGUAGAGGAGGACGAGGACGGCGAGCUUCAGCACCCUGGCCAGCACCACCACCGCCGCGGCGCGACUUCCACCUCGGGAAACUUUUACAUGCUGGUCGUGAUAGGAGAGGUCGCGACAGAGCACCACCUACACACCACCAAACAACACAUUGAGCGAGGUAUCCGCUCCUGGGGUAUCAGUCUAUCAGAAUGUGACCUGGACCAACAAUUGCAGCUUUUCAUAACCAGACAUUCGGCUCAGUUCUCUGCCGAGGUCAAAGGACAAAGGACUCUGCACCACAAAAGUGAUGUUCUUGAGACGGUUGUGUUGGUAAAUCCAUCAGAAGACUCUGUUGUAUCAGAGAUCCAUUAUCUUGUAUCUGACCCAGCUGUGCACAAGCUACUGGUCCUGAGUGGCCAGAGCUCUGACCAAGGUGACCUGGUUUUACAAACUGGAAUCUUCAGUUAUCAAACCUUCUCACGUGUGUUUGCAGAUCCUGAGAUCAGUAAUCUUCUGGUUAAAGCCAGCCCCGGACAGCGGCCUGUACUGACCGUGUCUUGCCGCAGUGAGGCAGGCUGGAGCUCUUUGGGCCAACAGCAACGUAUUAAGGAGUUGCUGAACUAUAGGCUGAAUCCUGAGCUCAUACUUCCUAAGAUGGAGGGAGUCACUGAGUUCACAGAGUACAUAUCUGAAACUGUGGAUGUACCAUCCCCAUUUGACCUUCUUGAGCCUCCGACCUCUGGAGGAUUCUUAAAGCUCUCAAAGCCUUGCUGCUACAUCUUUCCUGGUGGACGGGGGGAUUCUGCCCUCUUUGCUGUCAAUGGUUUUAACAUUCUGAUCGAUGGUGGAUCUGACAGAAGGUCAUGCUUUUGGAAGCUUGUCAGACAUUUAGAUCGUAUUGAUUCUGUUCUUCUUACACAUAUUGGUGCUGAUAACCUUCCUGGGAUCAAUGGACUCCUUCAGAGAAAGGUUGCAGAACAGGAGGAGGAGCAGUCUCAAGACUCAACCACCUACAGCGACUGGAUGAAGAACCUGAUCUCUCCGGAGCUUGGAGUCGUAUUCUUCAAUGUACCCGAGAAGCUUCGGACAUCAGAAUCGAAUUUGAAAGUCAAGCGAAGCAUUGAGGAAGCAUCUCUUACAUUGCAAUACCUCAACAAACUAGGAAUUAAACCUGAGCCCUUAUCACGAGUGGCUGGUAAUACGAUUGAGCCCAUUACUCUUUUUCACAAAAUGGGUGUGGGUAAAUUAGACAUGUUUGUCCUGAACCCUGUGAAGGACAGUAAGGAAAUGCAGUUCCUUAUGCAAAAGUGGGCAGGUAACAGCAAAGCUAAGACAGGGAUAGUGCUCUCAAAUGGAAAAGAGGGAGAAAUAUCUGUACCGUAUUUGACAUCUAUCACAGCUCUUGUGGUGUGGCUCCCUGCCAACCCCACAGAGAAAAUCGUAAGGGUUUUAUUUCCUGGAAAUGCACCACAGAACAAAAUCCUUGAGGGACUUGAAAAGUUAAAGCACCUUGACUUCCUACGCAAUCCAGUAGCCACACAAAAAGACGUAACUUCUGGGCUCUCACCAACAGCUGUCAAACAAACAAAAUUAAAGCAAAGAACUCACAGCAAAGAAAGUCUUCAGUCAUCUCCUAAGACUCACAGCACCUCUAAGCCUUCCAAGAAAGAAACUGAUGAACGUGAGGACGUGUCCUUCAUUGAACCUAAGAGCGACUCUUUCAAGGAUAACAAGAUUGAGAAAAAAGAAGAGAAAAAAGAAGAAAAAAAACACAACAGACCCCUAAAGCCAAAAGCAGAAGUGGCCGAAAAGAAAAAGCAAUUGAAAGAGAAACCACUGAAUAAGCACCCAAAAGAAAAGGUGUCGAAAAUGGAUGAAAAGAAAGACAAAGAAAAGAAAGAAUUAAAGAAAGAAAAACGUGAAAUAAAAAAAGAAGAUGGUGUGAAAAAAGAAGAGAAAAAGGUUAAAGCCAAGGACACUUCAAAUACUGAACUGAGGAAAAUAACUAAACCUGACCUGAAACCUUUCACACCUGAGGUCAAGAAGACCCUCCACAAAGCCAAAACCCAAGUGAAACCCAAAACAGUAAAAAGCAAACCGAAAACUGCCAAGGUUGACAGUGGGAAGACUGUAAAAAAAACAGUGACUGAGAAGAUUGAGCCUAAGGCACAAAAGAAUGGGACAGGAGAAGACACAUCUGCUUCAUCUACUCUAGAUUUAACUAAAGACUUUGCCAAGUUGUCACUCACUGAAUUAACAGGACAUACUGAAGCUCCUAAAAGUGCCCUUACCAUCUCAGAAUUAACAGCUGAAAAAGACAAUGAACGUCCAAAAACUGCAGAAGAAGGGGAGCAAGAUGAUGUUACUCAAGCUGCAACAACUGUCUCAGAACAAAAAGAGAAUGAGGGAACGGCAUCAGCAGAAAUCAAAGAAGCAGUAGCUGUAGAAGAAGUGAAAGAACAACAUGAGGAGCCUCAGUCAUCAGAAUUAGAGAAAUUUGAGGAUGAGGGUACAGGUAUUGAAGAUGAAGAUGAGGAAGAGGUUGAAAUAAAGAGUGUUAAGAGGACAGAUGAGGAGGACGAGGAAGACAUGGGUAUAGGUGACGAAGAGGACGAAGGGGCAGCAAAGGAAACCAAAGACUUUGAAGUAGCGGACAGAAAGCACGAAGUGGAGGAAAUGGAGAAGCAAAAACAUAGGGAAGAAAGUAAAGCUGAAGCUGAGGAGGAGAUGUUUGAAGAUGAUGAUGUGAUUGAAAAAGCUGAACUAGAAGAAGCAGAAGAUUUGGAUGCCAUUGCAGAUGAAGAAAUAAAAGAUCUCUCUGCUGAGAAAGUAAAGGAAGACCAUGAUGCAUACUUGUCAAAUGUUGGAGGUGUCACAGCUGGCAUUACCUCUACUGCUCAAGGAGCUGCAGCAGCAGAUAACUUAUCAUACAUCCAGGAUGAGACCUUUCCAGGUUAUCCAGAGACUGAGCAGACAAUCUCAGAUGAAGAGAUUCAUGAAGAGGCAGAGGACAGGAUACCACACCUCCAAUAUGAGGGUGGUAGCUAUGAUGUCUCAGUCCCAGACCAACCAGGCUCCUUUGUUGCCAUUCAAGGAAUGAAAGAAAUACCAGCAGCUGCACCAGGCAGUGGGACUAGCAAACCACAGGAGCCUGCUAUUUCUAUCUACACAAACAUAUUUACAGCUCCAUUAGCUGAAGAGGAACAUGUUUCUUCAGCAACGUCCAUAACUGAGUACGACAAGCUGUCCUCUUUACCCACUUCUGUUGCAGAGGAUCAGUCAGUAGCAUCAAUCACAGCACCUCAGACUGAAGAUACCGGAAAAAGUUAUCUGCUUUUAGAUACUGUAAACACUGUACAUCCUGUUGGCCAGAAAGAGGCCACUCAAGGAAAGGAUUAUUUACAUUCAGCCGGAACGAUCUCACCAACAUCUUCACUAGAGGAGGACAAGUGUUUUAAAUCAUCUCCAUCACAGGAAUCUCCUCCACCUCCCUUAGAAGGAAAAACAGAGGGGAUUGAGAUUGAAGCCCAUUAUGACGAUGAAGAUGAGGAUGAGUAUGAAGAUCAAACACCAAAUGUUGACAUUUCACUUGAAAAGUUACAAGAAGGAUAUGCCUCACCUGAUAAACUUGAAAACAAUGAGAAAGAAAUGGACAAACCCAAAAGUCCUGUGGCUUUCAUUCCAGAUUCUUCAACUGACAAAAAAUCCUUUCCUUCUGAGAUGGCGACAGGAUCAGAAACACUCUCUUCUCCAUCACACAGCAUUUCUAAGCUUCCGAUUACUGAAUCCAGUGUUUAUCCAGAGGUGGAAGACCGCUGCAUUAGCCCUGAUGACAGUACUGUUAAAAUGGCUUCUGGACCACCUAGCACAUCCCACUCUCCCCUCAGAAUGUCACCUGUGGAGGGGAAGGAUAAAAUCCCCCUUAAAGAGCCUCAUCAUGAACCACAAGAGCCAGUUAGCCUUACUGAAAUUAAAUAUGAAAAGGACAACGAAAAGGAAAUAACUCAAGCAGAAAAGGAAGAAACAAAAAGUACAGACUUGUCAACUUCUGCACUGCCUGUAUUUGGAGAAAAUGUUGAGAACCUAAAAGAAAGUGUAGCAAUAAGGAGUACUGAGGUAAUGCCUCAUCAAAUUGCUGAAAACAAGGAUAGAGUUGAAGAGGACCUAAAAGAGAGCAGUAAGUCUAUGAUUCUAGAGGAUAAAGAUGGCAAGUUAUCUGAUGAAAAUAGAAGAAAGAGAAAUAGAGAAAGAAAAGAAGACCAAUAUUUAUCACAUCCAGAGGUAACAAAACAUGAUGAGGUAAAAGAGAAAACAGCAUUGCCCUCUAAAGAGGAUUUUGCUGAGAAACAUAUAAAAGAGGACGAGUUGCAAGAUCACAGUUCUCCAACAGUCCUGGAAAGGUCUGAGAAACAAAUAGAAGAAAUUCAGUCAGAGAAAGUUGAAAUAUCUUCCAAACUGGAUCUGGAAUCCAAAGAGAAAUAUAAGACUGAUUCAUCUCAUCAGUUCAUGGAAGCAAGCUUAGAUAUUAAAGUAGAAACAUCAACAUGCCAUGAACUAAAAGAAAACACUGUAGACGCAGAUAUAACAACUAAAUUGGAAAAGAUGUCUGAGCAGACAUUAAAGUCAAUUGAAGUUUCAGUGGAAAGUGAUGCUACUGUCUGUAAAGUAGACCAGCUUCAGAAAGAUGCAGAUGUUACCUUAAGAGAUGAUAAAAAAACAGAAAUUGACACUUGUCUGGCAUCUGACAAAAUCAUUUCAGCUGACAAAGAACAUGAAGAAUCUAAGGAUAACAGUGCAGAAGAAGUAAAAUCUCUAAAACAAGAGGAACUCUUAAACCCAGAUAUGCAUGUAGAGGAGAGUCAGUUCUUCAGUUCCGAGAAAACUAAAGAUGAUCAAAAAUUAAAAGAGAUGCCAGUACAAGAGAAGGAAUCUCAUACAUUAGGGGUAGCCCCAUGUGAGACUGAAAUUACAAGCAAACAAGAUGAAGAACUGAAGGAGAAGUUUGUGAAAGAGGCCCAAACCACCCAUUUAGAAAUUGCAGACCAGAAAGAAGAUUAUGAACCUGUAGCAGCCCAACCUCAACAUGCAGAGCACCUAAGUACCGAAGAUACAGAGAAAAUUGUAGAAGACACCAAAUCCCAAAGAAAAAUAUCACUUUCAGAUAAAACUGAUUUUUCACCAAAAUUUGACCAUGAAUUUAAAGAUGAGCAAGCAGACUUAAGUUCAUCUGCUAAAGAACAUCAGAAUUGGCAAGACAAAGAGGUAGAGGACAAAAAAGAAGUGUCAGUUAGUUCAACUGGCAAACCUGAUGAAGAAUCUACAGCACAUCAGACUUACGGAGCAAAAGAUGUGCUUACUAUCUCUGAAUCUGAUUAUAACUCUAAACUGGAGAGCCAAUUUCAGACGAUAACAUCUAGUAACAAAGAUUUACUAGCUAAAGAGGAUGAGACAAGCAAAUCAGAACAGCCGGUUAUGUUUAAAGACGUACUGAAAGCAAGUGAAUCCAAAGAUAAGAGUUUGGAUGACAGUCAGCUUCAGAUCUCUGUAGAUCCAUCGGUAUCAGAUUCUGCUGCUAAGCAGGAUGAGGAUUAUGAAGAAAAACAUAUUGAAGAGAUUGUGGCUAAAAUACCUCAACCAGGUAUUGUGACAGAAGAACUUAAAACCAUACCUGCAGAAGAAAACAUUCAGAAAAAUCAAUCAGAAUCAGAAAAAAAAGUAGAUUCAAAGUCAGAACAUGAUUCUGCUGGCAAAUUGUUUGAAAAAGAUGUUGUAAUAUCUGAACAAAAUCUUCUCACUGAGCAUGAUUUUAAAGCUACCAUUGAGUCUGAGAAAUUAAUAAAAGAUGAUACAUCAAAAUUGGUGUCAGAGGAAAUGAAGUCUAUAGCUGAAAUGAGUCAAGAAGCUAAAAAGGAAUCUCUUUCAGAAUCACCAGAACAAAUGUUUGGGACCUCAGAUCUUAGCUGUAAAGAUCAAGUCAAACUCAAAGAUGAGCCCCAUGAGCAGUACACAUCUUUACCAGAAUCAGAUACGUUACCAUCAACAGACAUUGGAUUAAAAUUAAAUUUAGAUUAUAAAGAAAAAUUCAUUGAAGAGAUUGCACAAGAAACCUUGACUGUAGACAAAACAAAAGACAGCAUAAAGACAACUUUUGAAACUACGUUUCCAACUAAAUUCUCAGACGAAGAUGAAAGUACAGAGGAGGAUGAAGGAGAUGCUGUUUUUAUGGGAGGUGCUGGUUCAAGACCGUUAUCAGUUGAACCCUGGAAAUUGGAGGAACUAAAAGCAAGCACUUCUGGACAAUCUUUAACCCCUGAUAUCAGUAUACAAAAAGAGGAAAUUGUUACCCAUUUAGAAGAAAAAGAGUUGACUAGAGAUUCAAGUGAAACAUCACCUGAACCAGAGAAAGCGUUUAGGGUGGAGACCACAUCUCCAACUCUUGCUACUGGAGAAGAUGACAGUAGUAAAUCUGUAACAGAGAUUUCCAGUCAGCUUCCUCUAGGUGAAAGCAAAGUACUGAGUAUCACACUGUCCGCCUCUGGCAGUCAGUCAAGUGUUGAGGAUGCCAAACAUGAAAUAAAGGAGACUGCAAAACCUAAGGAGGCUGAGCGGGAAAGGGAAGGAGAACGUGAAAUUGCAUCUCCAGGAACUGAAUCACAUUCAGAUUUUCAAAAGACUGACAGUGCUGAUGAAAAAUGUGCUGAGAAGGCUGAAACUGAGAAGAUUGCAUUCAAAGAGGAAAAAGAUGACAAGAUGACUUAUGAAGUAGAAAAAGAAAGCUAUGAGGCUUCUAAAUAUGAGCCAUAUGAAAAGCCUAUUUCAAAAGAUAAAGAGGAAGAGGAUCAGCACUCUACUCUGGAUAUCGAUUUAGACAACAGAAUUGCAAGUCAGUCCCAUUUGCUUGGAGCUGUGUGCCUAGUUGAGGAACAAAGUGAUGAUGAACCAGUAUCUUUUAGCAAGGUUGAUUAUCAGACUUCAUUUACUGAGCCUAGGACAAGUAUUCACAGUAGCCACAGUGCCUACUCAGAGCAAGAUAAUAAGGAACAAUACCAAGAAGAACAACUGGUUAGGGAAGUGAGACCAGAUACAGUUUAUCUGGACAACAGUUUGACAUAUGCAGAGACUUAUGAUACCAGACCCACUUCUGCAGCAGGUUCAAGCUCAUUUGCCUCUAGCGAUUUACAAGACAAAUCAGAGAAAUUGGAGAGAGAGGAGAAAGAGAAGGAGAAAGAAACAAAAGAGGACACACCUUCUCUUUCUGAUGGAGAAGAUGAAAGUCUUGCCAAAUUGUCACAUGAAGAACCUUGUACGUUUUCUUCCAGUGUUACACAAUCUGAUAAGUUAGAGAAAGACCAUACAACACAGCAGACCCCUAAAUCAGAUGACUUGGACAAGACCAAAACUUCAAGUAAAACUGAAACCCAUGUGGCCGACGCUUCCUCCCAGCAAGGGAUUCUCACAUCAUCACAAGAUCAAUCAAGUAGUAAAACAGCAUCAUCAGCUUCUGUCUACCAUGAGAGUGAAAUCUCAAAAAGUGAAAUCAGUAAAGAUAAAAAUAAAUUUGAUUCGGAUGAAAGCAAAGAGGACCCAUUUUGUUCUGGUCGGUAUUCACCCCCUGAGAAGGAUAUACAUCCUCCCAGUUUAUUGCCCGAAGAAGCAGACACUAGUGCCGCUGCUUCUAGUUUUUCUGGGCAGUUGAUGCAACCUGAUGACAAUGUUCUUUCGCAUGAGUCCACUAGCAAAACCGAUUCUCUUACAAGCAAGUCAUUGACUGUGAGUGCGGAGGCAGAGGAAUGUUCGGUCAGAAGCCAGAAAAUAUUUGCAGAAGGAGAGGAUGACUAUGAGGAUGAAGAAGAAGAGGAAGAUGUAAGUGACUUGGAUAUCGAAAAGGGUGCCAGAGAGAUCUCUGAGAAAGAGUCUAAAGCAGCUUUUGAUAUUACUGAUACAUCUAAACCACUUGGUAUAAAACAAGAAGAGGCCACAGUACAACAAAAGACCACUGGUUCAGAAGCUGGAGCAGCUGUACUGGCAGGCACAGUUGGUCUCUCACAAACAACAGAGCCGUCAGUAGUACUAGAAGAUAAGCAUGAUGUAUGCAGCAAAGAUGGUGAACAGUCAAAGCACACUAGUUUAGUUCAAUCUGAUACACCCGAGGCCAGUGAUGUCAAACAUGAGCAUGAACUACAGACAGCUUCAGAUAGAAAGACUGAAGGGUCUGAAUUUCUAGCCAGUGCUCAGGCAGCCAUGUCUGAUGCAACUUACUCUUCAUCAUCAUCCUUCAGUUACUCUUCUUCAACCUCUGCUUCGUAUUCAACUGGUCAACACUUUGUAGAAAGGUCUGACACCCCAGUUACAGUUCCUGGUGGCCAACUAAGGUCAGAUGGAGACAGUAUAUCAUAUGAGUACUCAUCACUGAAAGAGGAAGAAUCCCCAAUUAUGGAUUUACCAUAUUUAAGUUCUGGGGUACAUUUAAGAGAUGAAUACAUGGAAGUUUCAGAUAGAUUUGGGCUUGGUACAACGACAGCCGAACCAUUAUCCAGUAUGGCCAAGUUUUCUCCCCUCAGUCCUUUGGAAGAAUCCAAAUCCUUUCUUCAAGAUCAAACAUCAUCAGCAGAGGAAAAGUCAGAGGAGGACAUGUCAAGCAUUAAAUCUGACAGGGAUCAUGUUUCUGAUCUAAAUCGUAUGUCUGUAACAGAACCACACUGCUCAAAACUUCCAGAUUCAGCAGCGCCUGAGCUUGCACAACCAACAGAGAUGGCAUCCGACACAUCCCAUAUGUUCAAUAUUGCACCUUUGGUGAAAGCUGACUCUGCUGACAAACACUCAGAGGGAAAAUCCUCAGAUGAGGAGCCUGAGGAUAACAAAAGCAGUUUUGACGAGGGAACCUUACCAUGCAGAAUUGAAUGUGACAGAUCUCUAGCUCCUGAUCAAAAAUCAGACGACAUAUCAUUAACAGGGCAACAUACUGAUGCUAAAAUCUCAACCACAAAAUCUGACUUGCUCAAAGCAGAUGGGUCAACAGAAAUUAUGAGCUCUCAGAAGGUGCCAGACACAGCAUGUGGAACACUCAGUAUUAGCCCAGUAAGUGAAGAUAUUAAGCAAGAGGAAGAUAAAAAGUCAGAGGAAAAGAAAGAGGAGGCUGAGAAAACACAUGAGACAAUAGAACUAAAAGAAGCAAAAGUGAGCAAGAUGGAAUAUGAAAAGAAGAGUGAGGCAGAUGAAAAUAUAAAACUUACAGCAAUGGAAGAAAAAGAGAUAAAACAUGAAGAGAAGGUUGAUGUAAGCUUAGAAAAGAGGGACGAUAGUCCAGAUAAUAGCAAAAAAGAAAAGUCAGAGCAAAUGAUGGAGAGUGAAAGAAAAACUGAAUUCCUGUUAGAUGAACCAAAGGAAAAGAAAGAGACAGAACAGAAGGAAGUGAUUGGAGUAAAGGAGGAAUCUAAAGCAAAAAUGGAUGAGAAGGAACAAAUAGAAGUAAAGAUGGAAACAGACAGCAAGAAAACAGAUAAAGUUGAGUCUAGCCAGUAUAGCAACCUCACAUCUGCAGUGCAGAAUGAAGAUGUUGUGAAUAUAAAAGCUCCACCUGGCUAUGGGGAGGAUGUUUAUGAAGGUAUGGAGGAGGAAGAAGACAAUGAAAUGAUAAAGUAUGAUUUAAAAGAAUGCCAAUCAACUCAACCCUUGUCUCAGUCAUCUGAAGCUCAGGCCUGUUACUCUGAAGUGUCAGAUGAAGGAUUAACUCGACCUUCUGACCUCUGCAUGGAAGCCACAUCCUCUCAUUCACCGUCACUCUUGAAACACCGUAAAGGAGAUAUCUCUCCAUCUUUUAUUAACCCAAGCCCACAUGAAUUCUCUAGUGAAGAGGGAGAGGAGGAUGCCAGAAGUGAUGGUUCAAGGGAAGAUGAUGGGGAUGAGCGUGAGCAGCACUCCAUCAAGAGAAGAUCUCAUAAAAAGCAGCAUUGUCCUUCCCAAAGCCACCAAGAGGAUGGCAAGGAGGUUUCACAGAGCCUUCCUAGUGGUACGAAAAGCGGACAAGCCGUUCUGCUGGCAGGGGAAGAAACUCCUCCUACAUCUUUAAGCGAGUCAAUCCCAUCUCAGUCUGACUCAGAUGUUCCUCCAGAGACUGAAGAAUGUCCAUCAAUUACAGCAGAGGGAAAUCUUGACUCUGAUGAAGAUGCAGAGCACCUACCAGUAGAUAAAACAUCUGCUGCUGGUGGCAGUGGAGGAAGCCAUCAUUCCUCCUCCCCAAAGAGUCAUGAUCCCCCACCCAUCCCAAUGAAAGACCCUCUUCCUCACCCACCACAUCCCGAUGUGUGCAUGGUCGACCCAGAGGCCCUUCUCAAUGGUCAGACCCACAUAGAACGACCGGUGAAGAAAGACCCUAAACCCUUGAGGAAGAAAAAAUCUGCAUCACCUGCAGGUAAAGGAGAUACAAAAAGCAGAAGAUCUACCACCCCAGUGAAGCACAUAUCCAAAGACUCCUCGACUCACGCCCCUUCUCUUAAAAGAAAAGAUUCAGAGAAACUAUUUCGAUUGUCCAAAAUGUCUGAGACACAGGGGUCUAGGGGAGACAUGUUCAAUUCCGGAAAAGGAUUAGUCAAUGGAGUUAAGAGUAAUGCAGGUUCUAACCAGAAGUCAAACACUGGGACUCCACCUGGCCCACCUAUAUAUGUUGACCUAGCGUACAUUCCUAACCACUGCAGUGCUAAAAAUGUUGAUCAAGAGUUUUUCAAGAAGGUGCGUGCCGCAUAUUACGUUGUCAGUGGAAAUGACCCACCCAGUGGUGAACCCAGCCGUGCGGUUUUAGAUGCGCUGCUAGAAGCCAAGGCACAGUGGGGCACCAACCUUCAGGUUACUUUAAUACCAACACAUGAUACAGAGGUCACUCGGGACUGGUAUCAGCAGACCCAUGAAAGACAACAGGACCUGAAUAUAAUGGUGUUGGCCAGCAGCAGCACCGUGGUCAUGCAGGAUGAGUCUUUCCCGGCCUGCAAAAUAGAAUUUUGAGUUUUUCCACUUAUAGCUUGUCAUUCGUUUCUAAUUUAUUUCAAAUCUUUUAGGGUUAGGUUCACCCACAUCUUUUCAUCAGCUACCAUUUCUAAUUUAUACUCUACUCCUCAAAGGCAACAAAAUCCUAGUGCUGUCAAAAGACUUACAAGCUUUCUUCCUGAUUUAAGCUAACGUAACUGUUUUGAUUGCAUCUGCAAAGCUUUGGCAGAAAAUUGAAUGUUCACUAUCUAGCGGCUAUGAAAAAAUAUAUAAUAUAUCUGUGGAAGUCCAUUGCAAAUUGAGUUUGUUAAAAUAUUCGUAACAUAAAUAACAAAGUGACAAAAAGUUUGAAUUCAAAGCACAAAAAUAUGUUAUCUGAUUAUUGCUCUGUCCUCAAUAUUAUCACAUGUUUCAGAUGUAUACGUAGACACUAUGGUCUGCAGAACAAUAUGUAAGGACACAAGGCCAAAAUUACAGGUCUGUGAGCUACAAUUAGGGCUACUAUUAGAUCACAUGCCAAGAAAAAUCCUAUACUAAAUUGCUAAUCCAAAUAGAAUUGUGCCAAAUUAUUAACCUCAAUUAUUCCAAAUUGUGCAAAAUUACAAGAUAUUAAUCAUUAUUUAAUUAAAAACACAAUAACUUUGAGAAAUGUGUUAAUAGUGGAAUAGUACAUGUAUGAAGAAUUAUGCUUGAUGUGUGAUGGCAUCUUUGUAAAAUACUAAAUUACAACAAUUACGUGAAUUUUGACUGACUAUGCUUUAAUAUGAUACUGUGACUGGUUGAAAGGUUAUACAAGGCAAAAGAAUAGUACAGAGGAAUUUUAACUGUAGUUUUUCAGUAGUUGGUAUUGCAAUCACUUUAUUUUAAAGCAUGAUAUUUUAGCUCAGACUAAACGUUGUCUGUAUAUUAACCAGAUGUUCUGAUGUGGGGAUCUGAAGACUUUACAGUGUCCACCUUUUUCUUUAAAGCGGAGUAAACUAAAACAACACCCACACCCACAGCACCAUGAAUGGAGUAGAUUGCCUUGAAAUGAAGUUUUGUAGUUUAUUGCCAAUUAUAUGAUGUUCUGAUGCACGAGUGAGGGUUUUAAUAAUUUUUAAUUUUCAGUGUCCCCCAACAAUGCUUUCAAUAUUGUAGAUUCAAUAUUCCAGAAUCUAGAUAUUUUUCCUAGAUGAGGUUUCCCUAAUACAUACGCACUUUAGGUUUAUGUUGUAUAGGCUGUCUGGUGGUGGAAAUCACACUGUGUAGCAGUAGAAGCAAGUAAAAAAGGUUUCGGUGGUUGCUGUGAGAGUAAACAGUGCGGUUACCCUCAUGUGCCUUUUGCAUGGACCAUUUAGAGACAAGAGUGUUGCCUGACAGAGAAAACGCUAAAACACACCUACAGUACAUACAGUAAAAACAAUACAUCUUAGAUAACAGACAUUUACUUUGGAUUAUGUGGAAUUAGAACUGCCUUUAUAUUGCUCAUUUAGGUUUCGCUAAUAUUGUUACAAGUUAGCAUCACAAUAAGGAUCUAAUGUUUAUAAUUAUAGCAUUAUAUGCAUCGAGUAUGAUUGCAUUUUUAUCUAAUGAAGAAGUGGGUUUGGUAGGUAGGUAGCAUGUAAAUAAAUGAAGUAAUGCAUUAAUUUAUUUAAUAAAAGUAAAUAUAUAAAACUUUUAAUCCGAUUGAGAUCAUAUGAUUUUUUUAUCUGACACAGUGGACUGAAUGAUGAACUACUUUAGUUAGUUGGUAUCGAAUUGUUGAUAACAAAAACUCAAGCACCAGAAGAGGACAGUGUAUUUUUUUAAACACAUUGUUGUUUACAUGAAUUUGGAAUUUUUAUGCAGCAUUAGUGUCGCCCCUAAAGAUUUCUGCAGGACUUUUAAUUAUUUGAAUGUUACCUGAUGCAGAUUUUUUUAUAUUUGGCAUUUACAAAAAACAACCAAUACAGGCAAAGUUAACAUAUAUUAUCAAGCUCUCAUUGGGUUCCAAUGCAUUACAGUAUAUCAGCCUUUGUUACUUAUAGCAAACCAUCAAGCUGACAAACGUACAGCACUUUUUUCUUUAAAAGUAGCCUUGAUAUCAAGAUAUAUCAUUUUUUCAUGACCUUCUUAACCUUUACUCCUAAUCCACACUGAGUUUAUCUCUGUGUGCUUUAGUGUAUCAAUGCUGUUUUAUGUAUUCAGACAGUAUUAUUCAUUGCCGUGGACUUAAAUUAAUCAAAAUUUAUCAACAAAAUGGUGGAAUUUCUGUGUACUCGUACUAGCUAUGAACGCACAUGAUAGCCUUGGUGGUAAAAGCCUAAGAAUUUACCUGACCUAAACCCCGCAGUUUGAAAACCACUGGUUUAACCCACCCAUGGGUUGAAAACCCCCAGCAUUUUUAUAGAUUAAACUAGUAUCAAAUUGUAUUUUGGUUAAAAAUACAGAUAAAAAUCAUAUUAAUCCCAAUAAUAUACAUAAAUUAAAGCAACACUGAGACCAAAAUCUUUUCCUUUGCUUGACAGCAAAUUGGGCUGAAUCUGUCCUGUCCUUGGUGUGAAUAUAUUUUCUUAUUUGAUUUUAAAUACCUGGCCUUAGGAACAAGUACUACAUGGUCUUGUUGAUUAGCUGUGAAUUCUUUACACAAAAUCAUUUGUGCUAAAGAUGAAUGCACUAACUUUAAAUAAUAUUUUUGAAUGUAAAAGUUUGCUUGAUCAAAACAAAGAACUAGCAAAAUAUGCACAUGGAACGGAUAAACCUCAGAAAAUGGGUCACAGAAGAACAAAGGUUCUGGAUGAAGAGUGACUCAAAAUAUUAAUGUACACCUCAAGCCAAUGCUGAGUUCAGUACUUCACUACUCUCUUAAAAAAAAUAAUAUUACAAGGUUUGCAGAGGGCUGUUUCACGACUUCUGUACCACACUAAUACGCAAAACGCUACAGAUGUGAGGGUUUUCUCGAAUAUGACUUGAAAUGCCAAAAUGGAAAUAUAAACAAUGGCAAAACUGUACAUAGUACUUAAAAUAGCUGACAGUCAUUUACGUGAUAUAAUUUCUUUCAAGAAAAUCCUAUGGUCAUUGUAAUUUCCUUUUAGUAAGGUAACAAAGACUACCAUUUAAUUCUCCAAGUACAUAUUUUUAUCAUGUGAUGGACUUAUUUGGCCAUACGGUUAUAUAUGCGUGAUCUUUGCAUGUGACCUUAUUAGUUAUACUGAAUGUAAUCGUUUAAUAAUCAGAAAUAAAAGAAAAAUAUUUUAAGAAGAUAUAUUUGAACAAGCUAAUUGUCUUUAUGGUACUGAAAUAUGCAUAUUAUCGGGCUUGGCUUCUGUUUGCCCUGAGAUGUUGUUGAGAAGAUGCUGUGAUAUUUCUUUGUUCUUUGGCGCUGUAUGAAUCUUAGUUUCUUCUAUUCUUUAGUGCAAUAUUCCACAUUCUGUAUUUAAAGCUCAAAUGUAGACUUCUGCUAAUUUACUGUAAAGGGAAACCAUCCAGGUGAUCAUCAAUAAAAACAUUAAGGAAAAUUUGCAA